CUCCUACAAUCAAUCUGUCUUUAUCUUCCUCACAGGGAUUUCCUUUCUGAGGCUGGUGAGAGAAGAACAGGGCCUCAUCACCUCCAGCCAGUCGUCCAAGACCAUGACUGUGCUGCUAAUGAACCCGGGCGAGGUGCCCCCUGACUUUCUCUCAGUGGCUGAGCAGCUCAGCAGCGUCCGGCACUCGGAGAAGGAGACCUACAUCACCCUGAUCAAACGCGCCUACCAGUCCACACUAGGCACCAAGUACCCGCUCCACAGUAUCCACCAAGUCCUGCAGGACAAAAAUGUGAACGAACUGGAGGAGAUCUUCUCUGUGGUAAGUGAUCUCUUAGAGACGGCCGCUGCCAUGAGUGACCCUCUGAAGGGCCGCAGUCAUGUCAUCCAGGGACUCGAGCAACUGAGGGAGAGGAUGAGAAUCCCAGCGUCCAAUGGAAGGAAGUCUGAUGGAAUGUUGCAGACUCUACCUCUGCCGACAGCCAAGUGUUACAUGUUUCACUGGGAAAAUGAUAAUUUUGAUGUUCUCAACACCCUUUUGGAGAAUGACCCCGACGACCUGUCCUCCAACGGGCAUGCUGAGGAGGAGGAGGAAGAGGAGGUAGACAGUGACGACGAGGAGGAGGAGGGGGAUGUGAUAGGGAUCGGUUUACGAGAAGAGGACGAACAAGACAAGGAAGAGGAGUUGCAUGACGUAGAACUGCCUUUAAUGUCCACCCAUCGUGCCUCCACCUUCUCCACCAUCUCCUCCCUGUCCACCGCCUCCAAAGACUCCAUGUUCUCUACCUUGUCCAUAACCUCAGGGUCGUACGCUCCAUCGCUCUACUCUGUGACUUCUGGAGUGGAUAGUGACUUCUUUGACGAUUUCGACGAGUCUCCCGUCUCAGAAAAAUGUUCCCCAAAGUCUAAUAAUAGAGCUUCUGCUCUCAGCCAGCACUUUUAUCGGCUCUUUGCCAAACCCAAAGGGUCCCGGUCGCUGAUCCGGGCCAAAAGUUUAGGAAACACAGAAUCAAAGGACCUUUCGUUGGUGCGAGACAGGCGCUCAAACUCUCUCCCGCAGCAGGUCAAGUUAAGAAGUCCUGAGCCCCUGCAGCAGCCUCACAGUCAGACUCUCAGACAUGUCUGUUUUCGGAGGAGGCCGAUUCUCAGUAGCGACGAGGACGUCAAGAACACCACGCUGAGGGUGGUGGUGUUCGGCGCCGAUCACGUCGUGGGGAAGGUUGCCCGGGCCUACAACAGCCUAAGGAGGAAGGAGAGUGAGUGUCCUCGCCUCAACAAGGCCUUCAAGCUUCGGUUCUACUUCGUGCCUGUGAAGAGGGACUCUGCAGCAGCAGGGCCGGGGAGUCUGAGGUCUCCUAGUCCUGUGGUCUACUCUGGAAGCCCAAGAAGAGCGAGCCUGACUAAUGAGCUACCGCUUUCGAGCGCAGGGGACAGUACUAAUGACAUCGCCAACCUCCUCGGUAUGUUGGACCCUUGGUAUGAGAGAAACACCCUCAGCCUGCUUAACUUGCCUGCCAACGUCGUCUGCCAGCAAACCUCAAAGACAGAAUCGGAGUCAUACGAUAGUUCGUAUGAGCAGCGUUUGCCAAUCCUGGCCGACUUGGUCCUGUACUACUGCCGCAACGCUACCAGGCCGGCUCUGAUCCAGCUGUAUCAAGCUGAGUUGACGUUAGCUGGCGGAGAGAAGAGGACCGAGGUGUUCGUCCACUCACUGGAGCUGGGUCACACUGCAGGAACACGAGCCAUCAAGGCCAUGGGCGCUGCCAGUAAGCGCUUUGGCAUCGAUGGAGACCGAGAAGCCGUGCCCCUUAUGUUAGAGGUGGUGUACAACAGGGUGGUGAUCAGUGGGAGGAGCCAAUGGAAAAAAGACACCAAAGUCUGUACUUCAGUCAACUUAACCAAAGCGUGCAAGAAUCCAGAAGAACUAGACUCAAAGAUGGAGUAUCUGCUGCUGACGACGACUGAAGUCCUGAAGAGACAGGGCGGAAAAAGCAAAAAGGGCUACAAUCAGCAGCUGAGUGUGACUGAGGUGAAGGUGGAUAAGGUGCAGAUCAGCGGAGCCGGAGACACGACCUUUGCAGUUUGUUUGGACCAGGAUGAGAAGAAAAUACUGCAGAGUGUCACCAGGUGUGACAUAUCGGUGUGCUAUAAACCCGACAGCUCCAGUGACUGGAAGUUAAGAGAAUCCCUGAGAUCAGCGCAAAUCCAGCCUCUGAACCCCACCUUCUGCUCCCUCCUCUGCCUGCCCAUCGUCACUUUCAGCGGCGCUCUUCCCUGAAAAACUGCUGACCACGAGCAUACGAUACUUCAAAUCUGUGAGAAAAAAAAAAA
Molecule: messenger RNA, 2328 nt
Organism: Labrus bergylta (ballan wrasse)
Lineage: Eukaryota; Metazoa; Chordata; Actinopteri; Labriformes; Labridae
Source: RefSeq, a predicted model, not a curated record